GAGUUCCCUACUAGCCAAUCAGUGCAACGCAUACUGAAGCGACGCUGACGUGUAGAACCCUCCAAUACGCGCGACGUCACGACUUCUCGUUUUGCCGGCGUGUCGUUCAUUCACAAAGUGAGAGCAGCUCCGCUGACCGGAACACACGGGAACAUGUCGACCUACCUGAAGGCUCUCACGACCCGGUCCAGAAGUGCCGCAGCGGCGCUCGCACCGGUCUCCGUCCGCUGGGACACACCGAACCGGCGAAGCUACGCCACGAAGCGCGUCACGGUGGAGCAGCCGGUGGUGGAGAUGGACGGGGACGAGAUGACGCGCAUCAUCUGGGAGUUCAUCAAGGACAAGCUCAUCCUGCCCAACGUGGACGUGGAGCUGAAGUACUUCGACCUGGGUUUGCCCAACCGAGACCGGACCGGGGACCAGGUCACCAUCGACUCGGCUCUCGCAACCAGGAAGUACAACGUGGCGGUGAAGUGUGCGACCAUCACCCCCGACGAGGGCCGCGUCGAAGAGUUUAAGUUAAAGAAGAUGUGGAAGAGUCCAAACGGAACCAUCAGGAACAUCUUGGGAGGAACAGUGUUCCGUGAGCCGAUCCUGUGUAAAAACAUCCCCCGUCUGGUUCCUGGCUGGACGCAGCCCAUCACGAUCGGCAGACACGCCUUCGGGGACCAGUACAGGGCCACAGACUUUGUCGUCGAGCAGCCGGGAAAGUUCACGCUAGUGUUUUCUCCAGCUGAUGGGAGCAAACAGAAGGAGUGGGAGGUGUACGACUUCUCCGCAGGGGGCUGUGGGAUGGGGAUGUACAACACGGAUGAGUCCAUCAGUGGAUUUGCUCACAGCUGCUUCCAGUAUGCGAUCCAGAAGAAGUGGCCUCUGUACAUGAGCACCAAGAACACUAUCCUCAAGGCCUACGACGGCCGCUUCAAGGACAUCUUCCAAGACAUAUUUGAGAAGACGUACAAACCCGAGUUCGACAGACUGAAGAUCUGGUACGAGCACCGGCUCAUCGAUGACAUGGUGGCCCAGGUUCUGAAGUCUUCUGGUGGCUUCGUCUGGGCCUGUAAGAACUAUGAUGGAGACGUGCAGUCGGACAUUCUAGCUCAAGGCUUCGGCUCCCUGGGCCUCAUGACGUCGGUGCUGGUGUGUCCUGACGGUAAGACCAUCGAGGCGGAGGCGGCUCACGGCACCGUGACCAGGCACUACCGUGAACACCAGCGGGGAAAUCCAACCAGCACCAACCCCAUCGCCAGCAUCUUUGCCUGGACCCGGGGACUGGAGCACAGAGGCAAACUGGAUGGGAAUCCUGAUCUGAUCAAGUUCUCACAGACGUUAGAAGGAGUCUGUGUGGAAACUGUGGAACAUGGUGUGAUGACCAAGGAUCUGGCCGGUUGCAUCCACGGCUUGUCCCGCUGCAAGUUGAACGAGCAUUAUGUCAACACGUCCGACUUCCUGGAUGCCAUCAAGACCAACCUGGACAAAGCUCUGGGCAAGUGAUGAGAAUCAGACAAAGACCGGUGGACAGGUUCACGGGUCCGACCCCUUCACAGCACUGACUUCACUUCCUACUGGAAACAGUCUUUUUUAUUUUGGAUCAAGCGCUUGCACAUUAAUGUUAACUUCAAAAACAUGUCAAGGACAUUUUAGCUCCAUUUAAUUAAAAUGGACCAUGUAGAUUUGAUGCUUGUAACUUGAAGCAUAAAGCAGAAACAAUGAUUCCCAA
Betta splendens (Siamese fighting fish) is the source of this 1720-nucleotide messenger RNA. Its product is annotated as isocitrate dehydrogenase [NADP], mitochondrial-like. Gene Ontology annotation, biological process: isocitrate metabolic process. The transcript is spliced from 11 exons. The record is from RefSeq and is a predicted model, not a curated record. Gene Ontology annotation, molecular function: magnesium ion binding; NAD binding; isocitrate dehydrogenase (NADP+) activity. Gene Ontology annotation, cellular component: mitochondrion. Lineage: Eukaryota; Metazoa; Chordata; Actinopteri; Anabantiformes; Osphronemidae. The coding region runs from base 154 to 1494 and encodes 446 amino acids.